GCUCCUUGACACUAUUAACCGCCAUGUGUCCAAUCCUUCUCAUAAGCGCACACGAAACCAAAGUCCGGGUUUCUUGAAGCGGCUACACUUCAUGCUUACGUAGGCCGAAUCUUUUAUUCGUGUACCCGCAUAAUACACUUUGUCAAAGAUUCAAUUAAGAAGUUUUGAACUUCAUCCUCUUCUCUCAUGCAGGAUAACAAGCACAUACCUCGGGAUGACAAAUUUUGUGCUUCAAUUUCUGAUAAUAAGCUUUCCACACUGAAUUCAGCCUCUAACGUUGUAUUAGAGGGGAAUUGGGUGUCCCAUUACCAGAAAUUAUAUGGACUUUAAUCCAUCCCUUUCACAGACUUAAUCACCAAGUCACUAGUUAACCACUUCGUCAAAUGAUCAACCAAAUUAAUUCGAGUUUGGUCAUACUGUCUAGACACAACACUAUGAAUGAUCAGUUCACAGCUUUUAUCGUGCCAUACUCCCACGACCGUACUUAUCAUUUUCACUUGACUAUAUGCCUUAGCCAAAUUAGCAUUACUAUCACAAAAGAUAGUAAUAGGUGAGAUUGGUUUAGGCCAUUGAUAGACCGUCAUUUACACAUGUUUUUACCCCCAUUCUUACACCGUUUGAGGUGUUGAUUCUCGUGUUUUAGGCCGAUUUCACGGUAGGUUGUGCUUGUUUGUGAUAUUUCAGGUCCUAGGACGUGAAUGAAGGCUUAGGAGCGAGUCUGGGGUCGAUUGGACGAGGAUCGGACGCAUGGCGAGGUUCUGAGGAAGUCGCACGGGCACACCCACAACCCGCACGGCCGUGCAAGUGACCAGUUUGGCCGUGCGGGAUCGUGCGUGGGCACGCACGGGAUUGUGCGUGGCCACGCACGGCCGUGCAAGUGACCAGUUUGGCCGUGCGGGAUUGUGCGUGGGCACGCACGGGAUUGUGCGUGGCCACGCACGGCCGUGCUACAUACAAUUCUGGCCGUGCGAGUUGGCUGAGGUUCAACUAAUUGAUACGCCGCGUUUUGAGGUGCACGGCCAGAAUGGUGAUGUGCACGGCCGUGCACCCUGGCCGUGCGAGUCGGGAAUGGCUGUUUUUAACCCAAAUUCGAGCCAAAGGAGAGGGAGAGCUGGGUUUUGGAUCCCAAACACCCAAGGGACGAACCAAAGAGAGAGAGGGCGAUUUGAGGGCAUUCUUGGAGUGGAGUUGGAGGAUUUCUUCGCCUUGGAAGCUCGAGGAACAAGCCCGGACUUGAAGACUGAUCAUCUGAAGAUUCUUACUGCAUUCUCUCUCUUCUCUAUGGAGUAACUUCCCUUCACUUAGGUUUUGAGGAACCCUAGCUAUGUUUGUUUGAUUGGAUGAUUGUAUGAGUACUCUGACUGGAUAAUCUUGAGUUCAUAUUCAAUCUAUGCAUGUUUUCAUGAUUCAAUUCUGCUUUAGUCGAGAUUAUUGAUUCUGCUUUGAUUCUAUGAGAGGGAAUACCUGAUUAGGUCAAUAGAGCACCAUAGAUUGAUAGUAGUGGAUCGAGUGCUUUAGUCGAGGGUUGAUUCACUGCUUUGUAUCGAUUGAGAACCCCUUUCGUUAGAGGGAGUCUAGUUCAGAACGCCUUGAUCAGUUGUUCUAGAGAAGGAUACGUCCCUCUAGGCAAUUGACUCAAGAGGGCCUUGUUCCUUUAGUCGAGACUCAAGGUCUAGUCAAGGAUUCUCCGCAUUGUGAAUGAAAGUGAAACAGGUUAGAGAUCAUCAAUCGUUAAUCUGGCUAGUGGCUAGGGGGAAUCAUACCUAAGUGAGUUCCCAACCUGUAAUUAGAUUAACUUUAACUGUAGUUUGCUAGAGUAGUUUUAGUUCUUUCAUCUUAAUAUGGUUUGCUAAAUAAUAAACUGAAGCUGAGUAAUAGUAACUCUAGAGACCCGUGGAUUCGAUAUUUAUCACUUGAGCCACUAUACUGCAGUCCCUUCCAUUGGUUACACUUGGCCAUUGUUAGGUGUUGUGUUUUAGCGAGUCAAGUUUUUGGCGCCGUUGCCGGGGACUUUCUAGAGUAUUAGGAAAGGCAGAAGUUUGUUACUUUAGCGUUUUUCGUUUCUUUUCUUUUCCACCCUUGCUUUUCACUUGGGUGUUUUUGUUUUUGUUGGUGCAGAUCUGAAUCAUGGAUCCUAAUGGCUUCUCCAAUCAUUGGGGGUAUCCACCACCAUCUGGGUGGUAUUACCCCGAGACUCCGUGGAGCAAUCAAGGCGGAGAAGACUAUGGAUUCGGGUUCCAGUACCAACCCCCUUACUACGGAGAACAACCGGACCCCUGGGCAUAUCAAGAACAACCUCAUUAUCAAGAAGAAUUUCUCCCACAACCAGAAGGGCCAUCAGCACUGGAGUUACUCAUGGAGCAGUUUGCUCGAGACUGUGAGAGAACAUGCUCCAGGAUGGAUCAGUGUGUCCAGGCCUAUCGUGAAACAGAUGAGAUCCUCCUGAGCCUUAAGAAGAGCGUCGAUGAUCUUGAGCGAUCUUGGGCGCAACCUGCUCCAGAUCACCCUUCUGCUACCAUACAAGAAGAGGAGGAGGAAGAAGAAGGCUACAAGGGCAUUGUGGAACACACUGAAGUUGUCACGGAGAGCUCCCGUGAUGAUCAUGAUCAGGCCUGUCAUGUCGUAGCCGACCUCACCUUCCCACACCCCAAACUGAGCUUUGAAGAGGCGGGCAUGAGUGAGGAGAUGCAAGAAGAUCUCAUGAAAGAAAUUGCUUGGCAACUUGCUCUCCAAUCCGUGCUAGAAGAAGAAGAGCAAGAAAGGGUGCAGAAAGAAGUUGUGGAGGAUGACGAAAGUGAAGCUGGAGGAGUUCUUGAUCAUUUCCCAGGGGUGAUACCACAUGAAGAAGGAAGGGAGGUUGAAGAGGCGAUUGGCGUCCAGGCUGAGGACGAAGUUGAGGUGGAAGAGGCUUGCACCGGCCAUGAGUUACAUGUGAUAUCUCCACCAAACUUCGAGGAACUGCUUAGCAAGGACCCAUUUGCAGUGUCUCUUUGCCAGACCAAGGCCACAUCGACAUCGGUCCCUCUUGGUGGACGCGAUGGUGGCCAAUCGAUGUUGUCAUAUCUGGUUUGGGGCAAUGAGACGAGAGAAGAGAAGAAGAGGUCUCGAGGGUGGAGACUUCAUCUGCAUCAAGUACAUGAGCCUUCAUCACCUGCCACACCACAUGCUCGUGACUUGAGACUCCACCUCAUCGACGAGAACCUCAACUUCAAGGAGGUUCUAGCAUGGACCGAAACUUAGGAGCCAUCGUCCGGCUCACGACGUGAAAGAAGCGCUUGUUGGGAGGCAACCCAACCAGUCGGUUUGCAUCUCUUUCUCUAUUUCUCCUCGGUUGAGUCAGUUUUGUUAUUUGAUUUUAGAGUCAAUAACUCAACCUUUGUGAGAUUUUGUGUGGUGUUUGUGUUCUGAUUACUCUCUCUUUCUGGAAUGCACCGCCUGACCCGUUCAUCAUCAUUCACCCUUGAUCUGGUAACUUCGUUCUACCCUCCUUAUCUUUCCUCCAUUGAGGACAAUGUCGUGCUUAAGUGUGGGGGGAUGUUCGAUUAUGUAUGCGGGUGAAUGUUUGGCUGUUUGUGUGCUUGGAGCCUAGUCCACUGUCCAAAUUUUUAAAUUUGAGGGCUCCAAGUACGUGUUUCCUUGCAAUUGCCUGCUCAGUAUGCUUUGAAUUGACAGUCUUUAUAGUGAUAUGCAACCUAGGGAGGUAGUGUAGCACUAUGGAGGAUGUUGAUGCAUUUAAGGAAUCUCAUUUCUUCUUCAUAUCGUGUUGGUUGAUUGAGUGAAUUAGUGAUUUUAGGACCCUUGAAUUGUGUGGUGUUGUGGAUUUCUACCUGUCAUGGACUCUUGUAUCAUGUUUUGAAAAUAGCAGGUGCUCGAAAAUGUGCUUCAAAAUAACGUCUCCCGUGCGAAUAGGGCGAAAGUGUGUAAGGGGAGACGGGAAUUCGUUCCCAAUUUCCACCUACUACCUCCAGCCCCCUUACAUGUCUUUCCCCCGCACGAGGCUCGAGACAUCCGCUCCUGGCAUGGCCGGUAAGAGCAGGUUGGGACCCUUGAAAGAAAAAAAAAAGGAAACAAAUAACAGAAAACAAGCAAAACAGAAAAAAAAAGGGUCUCAACCAUCUUCAAGAAGAAAAUAGAGCACCUUGAAAAAUGUGAGUCCAUGAUCUUUUGUUUUUGAGAAUCUCUUCAUCCACAAUUCAUUUGUCCUCUGUUCACUAUUUGCCAUGAUGCCGACUCGAUACUAGUGCUCUCGCCGAAGAAGCUAUGAGAUGACUUGUGUUUCGGUUGACCUCGUAAGUUGCUAAAUGAUCUAGGAAGUCCUCUACCUACGAUCUGGGGUGUUUGUUGCUAUAGAGGUCUGGAGAGUUGCAUUGGUUUGAGUUAGGUUUGCUUGGGGACAAGCAAACGGUUAAGUGUGGGGGAGUUUGAUAGACCGUCAUUUACACAUGUUUUUACCCCCAUUCUUACACCGUUUGAGGUGUUGAUUCUCGUGUUUUAGGCCGAUUUCACGGUAGGUUGUGCUUGUUUGUGAUAUUUCAGGUCCUAGGACGUGAAUGAAGGCUUAGGAGCGAGUCUGGGGUCGAUUGGACGAGGAUCGGACGCAUGGCGAGGUUCUGAGGAAGUCGCACGGGCACACCCACAACCCGCACGGCCGUGCAAGUGACCAGUUUGGCCGUGCGGGAUCGUGCGUGGGCACGCACGGGAUUGUGCGUGGCCACGCACGGCCGUGCAAGUGACCAGUUUGGCCGUGCGGGAUUGUGCGUGGGCACGCACGGGAUUGUGCGUGGCCACGCACGGCCGUGCUACAUACAAUUCUGGCCGUGCGAGUUGGCUGAGGUUCAACUAAUUGAUACGCCGCGUUUUGAGGUGCACGGCCAGAAUGGUGAUGUGCACGGCCGUGCACCCUGGCCGUGCGAGUCGGGAAUGGCUGUUUUUAACCCAAAUUCGAGCCAAAGGAGAGGGAGAGCUGGGUUUUGGAUCCCAAACACCCAAGGGACGAACCAAAGAGAGAGAGGGCGAUUUGAGGGCAUUCUUGGAGUGGAGUUGGAGGAUUUCUUCGCCUUGGAAGCUCGAGGAACAAGCCCGGACUUGAAGACUGAUCAUCUGAAGAUUCUUACUGCAUUCUCUCUCUUCUCUAUGGAGUAACUUCCCUUCACUUAGGUUUUGAGGAACCCUAGCUAUGUUUGUUUGAUUGGAUGAUUGUAUGAGUACUCUGACUGGAUAAUCUUGAGUUCAUAUUCAAUCUAUGCAUGUUUUCAUGAUUCAAUUCUGCUUUAGUCGAGAUUAUUGAUUCUGCUUUGAUUCUAUGAGAGGGAAUACCUGAUUAGGUCAAUAGAGCACCAUAGAUUGAUAGUAGUGGAUCGAUUGCUUUAGUCGAGGGUUGAUUCACUGCUUUGUAUCGAUUGAGAACCCCUUUCGUUAGAGGGAGUCUAGUUCAGAACGCCUUGAUCAGUUGUUCUAGAGAAGGAUACGUCCCUCUAGGCAAUUGACUCAAGAGGGCCUUGUUCCUUUAGUCGAGACUCAAGGUCUAGUCAAGGAUUCUCCGCAUUGUGAAUGAAAGUGAAACAGGUUAGAGAUCAUCAAUCGUUAAUCUGGCUAGUGGCUAGGGGGAAUCAUACCUAAGUGAGUUCCCAACCUGUAAUUAGAUUAACUUUAACUGUAGUUUGCUAGAGUAGUUUUAGUUCUUUCAUCUUAAUCUGGUUUGCUAAAUAAUAAACUGAAGCUGAGUAA
Linum trigynum is the source of this 5727-nucleotide messenger RNA. The record is from the annotation of a GenBank genome assembly. Lineage: Eukaryota; Viridiplantae; Streptophyta; Magnoliopsida; Malpighiales; Linaceae.